ACAGCGUCCCAGUUUCCGGUUCCGGCAGUACCGGGAGUCCGGUCGAGAUGGAGGAAGAUGCGACCCGAGGCCGUCAGUCGCUGGGUACAGAGGAUAGAGUGGGAGCUGCGGCCUAGAGGUCCGCGCUUGGAGUUCGCCGCAGACGCGGCCGAACCGCCCUGAUCUGAGAAGUCCCUCCACCCUGCUCAAAUCCCCAGGUCUUCAGGCACCAUGGAGGACAAACGUAACAUCCAGAUCAUUGAGUGGGAACACCUGGACAAGAAGAAGUUCUAUGUGUUUGGUGUGGCAAUGACAAUGAUGAUCCGUGUCAGCGUCUACCCAUUCACCCUCAUCCGCACUCGGCUGCAAGUUCAGAAAGGCAAGAGCCUCUACCAUGGGACCUUUGAUGCCUUCAUCAAGAUCCUACGGGCGGAUGGUGUGACUGGCCUCUACCGGGGAUUCCUGGUCAACACCUUCACCCUCAUAUCUGGCCAGUGCUAUGUAACCACUUAUGAGCUCACCCGGAAGUUUGUAGCUGACUACAGCCAGAGCAACACAGUCAAAUCACUGGUGGCUGGUGGCUCGGCCUCUCUCGUGGCUCAGAGCAUCACAGUGCCCAUUGAUGUGGUCUCCCAGCACCUGAUGAUGCAGCGCAAGGGUGAGAAAAUGGGCCGCUUCCAAGUGCGAGGGAAUCUAGAGGGACAAGGGGUAGUUGCCUUUGGCCAAACCAAGGACAUCAUCAGGCAGAUCCUCCGGGCUGAUGGACUUCGUGGCUUCUACCGAGGCUACGUGGCUUCACUGCUUACCUACAUCCCAAACAGUGCUGUCUGGUGGCCCUUCUACCACUUCUAUGCAGAGCAGCUCUCGUCCCUCUGUCCUAAGGAGUGCCCUCACAUUGUCUUUCAAGCCAUCUCAGGGCCUCUAGCUGCAGCCACUGCAUCCAUCCUCACUAAUCCCAUGGAUGUCAUCCGAACCCGAGUGCAGGUUGAGGGCAAGAACUCCAUCAUCCUGACCUUCCGACAGCUAAUGGCAGAAGAGGGGCCUUGGGGCCUCAUGAAGGGCCUCUCUGCCAGAAUCAUCUCAGCCACGCCCUCCACCAUUGUCAUUGUGGUGGGCUACGAGAGCCUCAAGAAACUCAGCCUCCGACCUGAGCUGGUGGACUCAAGACACUGGUAACCAGUGGUGGGGAGAGAAGCCUGCUCUUUCCCAUACUACUCUGGGCCAGGGGCAGAGCCGAGAAGAGAGCACCUUCUCCAAGUGCCCCUACCACGUAUCUAGCCCUACCCUGGGCCAGGUGGCCUGUCUGGGACAGGGACAGAGACUUUGAACUGCUCUUGCUGAAGAGGCUCCAUGCCUGGAUCCCCUGCCCCCAUUAUUUUUAAUUUUCUUGCCAAACUGGGCUCUCUCACUAAGUUCAGGUACUCAGUCCUGCCCUAAGGAAACCCACCCUCCCCACCAAUCCCACUCUGUCCAUCCCCUGCUGACCCUUCUCUGCCUUCCCCCUCCAUCUGCAUCCCUGAGGUCCUGAGAAGAGCUGUACAUAGAGCUUGCUUACUAUCACUGGUUCCUCCUCUUGGGCUUUCAGCCCAGAUUCCAAGCAGCUGCCAUCAGCCCUUUCUUGCUUCAUCUCUUAGGCUUGCUUACUUUUAUUUUGGGACUGAGCUGCCCACCAGACUACUCUGCUUUUCCCUGCCACUGGGGGCAAGGUCCCAGGCACAUUUGCACAUGGAGUAGGAGCAGUAAAAACCUCUGGUUCUCCAGAGCACUCGUCCUCUCUUUGGAGAGUUAUUAGGUUGGGGAGAACUGUUGAUACUUUAUUUUGUGUGUGUAUUUUUUUGUGAACCAGGCUACUGUCUUAAUCCUGCUAAAGCACCAAUCCUGCAGUCAGAGCCCACCCCUUCCUCAGACAGGUGGGAAAAAGUAACGUAGCUUUUUCCUCAAUCCUGUUCCUUAUCCCAACCAGUCCUCUUAGUCCCAGCAGCCCCAGGACAUAUAAGCUGUUGUUUUCCCCGGCGCAGAUGACUACAGUUGUGGGCACAGCUCUAAGUAGAUCAGGCUGUCUGGGGCACACUGGACUUGGAGCACUACCGUGAAAAGUCAGGUUGAGAGAAUAGUUGGUUUGGAAAGCUACAGGAGGGUAUGUGUGCCCUAAUGCAUCUCUCGACCAGCUGAGCCAAGCCUAGGAUAGGGCAGUGGAAGUUCUCAGCCCUAGGCAGACACAUGUCAUGACAGACACAUAUACACCCCAAUCACUUGGACACACAGAAACAGAUAUUGUCUCACAAUGGGAAUCUCUGAGAUGUGGAACCUUUUUUUUUUUCUCCUCGAUGUUGGAAGUCAUCCAGGUCAUGGUACCCUCUGGAGGGAUGCUUGAAAGAGAGUAAAGAGCGGGUCAGGAAGUCACCCAAUACCAGGACCACUGCACUUACCAGCCUGAUACUGCCGAGAUUAUCUGUUGAAGCUCUCAGGAGCUAGAUGAGUGCUCCCUCCUGCCCUCUUCCCCACCCCAACCUCCUGCACCAAGCCUGUGUUGCAGGUGAAGAGAGGUGCAACAAAUAGAGUGAGAAGAAGGCAUAUCAAACCCCGCACUUGUACUUCAGACAUCUGGCCUGGAUGACCCUUCAAACUUUCUUAUUGGUCCCACCCCCUGGGAAAGGCCAUGGUGCCAAUUUGAAAGGUGCUAGCUACCUGAAGCCUUGAUAUUUCUAUGGCUGCCCCACAUUCUGUCCCCCGGGCCAGAUCAGAAGCUGAAUUCUCUACCUUCACCAACCACCACUGCCCAUCUUGGUCUCUUAUCUUUAUGGUUAUUUUCUCUUUCACUUAUAUUUUUCCCUUCUUGCACUUUGUCAAGAGUCCUCCAAUUUCUUUUCACAAAUGGUCGUCCAAAGGGUUGGGCCCACAAUUCAUUCUGAAUCUUCCUGCCUCUCAGUCAUGCCUUUACCCUAAGAACCAUCAACAUAAUAGAAGCCAGGUGUCCCUCCUCUCUCUUUAAGUUCAUCCUAGUGAGACCUUUGGAAGUUGCUUUUCUCAGCUCCACACCUUCCCCUCCCUGGAAACUUAUCUUCAAUCCUUCCCCACUAUUGCAAAUGGUGGACAGGAGGUAGUCUCUUGCUUCUCAUGUCUUAGGAUGUUUCUCCCUCCCACACUCCUCCAGAUUCUCUUUCUUCUGUUUUAUUUUCUUGUACAGUAUUUCAGUCUUUCACCUGUUCUCUGUCUCUCUCUCACACGCACACACACGAGUUUUAAAAGAUGAUGUGCAUAUACUAAACGGGACCCCUGGCCCCUACUUUCCCAUCUAAUAUUUUAGGGACUAGGACUGGGUUUGGUUAAAAUAUGUCUAUGUCUUGGUGGGGAUGGGACAGUGGGCUUCUAUUUUCCCAGGACCAUGAACUGGACCAGCUGGAAUUUUUGAUUAUUUCUCCGUAGCCAAACACUGAAAGAAUUUUUCGGGAGACGGCAAGAUGGGACACCUGAUGGGAGUACUGAAGGACAGGGGAAUGAAAAUGCAGAUGCAGUUAACAUUUGAUAAAGUAGACUUGUGGAUACUAACAGCGAAUACUCACUGUUGCACUGUACGAAGUCUCUGAAAUGUAAUUAAACGUUUUUAUUGAGUCCCUGA
Molecule: messenger RNA, 3598 nt
Organism: Camelus dromedarius (Arabian camel)
Lineage: Eukaryota; Metazoa; Chordata; Mammalia; Artiodactyla; Camelidae
Gene: SLC25A44
Product: solute carrier family 25 member 44
Exons: 4
Coding region: 211-1155 (314 amino acids)
Biological process (GO): branched-chain amino acid transport; branched-chain amino acid catabolic process; transmembrane transport
Cellular component (GO): mitochondrion
Molecular function (GO): branched-chain amino acid transmembrane transporter activity
Source: RefSeq, a predicted model, not a curated record